Messenger RNA from Mugil cephalus (flathead mullet), 1918 nucleotides. RefSeq names its product adenine phosphoribosyltransferase (gene aprt). Bases 70 to 615 code for a protein of 181 amino acids. Gene Ontology annotation, cellular component: cytoplasm. The record is from RefSeq and is a predicted model, not a curated record. Gene Ontology annotation, biological process: adenine salvage; AMP salvage. The transcript has 5 exons. Gene Ontology annotation, molecular function: AMP binding; adenine binding; adenine phosphoribosyltransferase activity. Lineage: Eukaryota; Metazoa; Chordata; Actinopteri; Mugiliformes; Mugilidae.
ACAAACGGGAAGAAGAGGGGGCGGAAGAAUGUGCAAUGAGCCACACAAGAUCAAUAGAGAGCGUGACAAAUGGCUCAAAGCUCAGAAUCCAAACUACAGCUGGUUCAGCGGCAUAUAAGAGCCUUCCCGGACUUCCCGAAGAAGGGCAUUCUGUUCAGAGACAUCUGUCCGAUCCUGAAGGAUGCAGCUGCUCUCUCAGCCGUCAUCGACCUGUUUGAAGACCACGUGAGGAACAAUUACAAGCAGGUUGAGCUGAUCGUAGGUUUAGAUGCUCGGGGGUUCCUGUUCGGGCCCAUGCUUGCCCAGAGGCUGGGUAUUGGCUUUGUCUUGGUGAGAAAAAAAGGGAAGCUGCCUGGAGCCACGUUGUCUGUGACUUAUGAUUUGGAGUAUGGCAAGGCAGAAGUAGAGAUCCAGGAGGAUGCCGUGGCUUCAGGACAGAAGGUUCUCCUCAUUGAUGACCUCCUUGCCACUGGAGGAACGCUGUGUGCAGCCUGUGAGCUGAUGGAGAAGCAGCAGGCCACGAUUCUGGGAUGCUUGGUGGUGAUUGAGCUCAAAGAGCUGAAUGGCAGCGACAAACUGAAACCACACAGUGUGUUCUCCCUGGUUCAGUACUGAGGAGCACUGCAGUCGACGCACUAGACACUGGGAACAAGUUAAACAUCGAUUUUAAACAUUUCAAUCAGAUGCUACACUGAUGGACUUGUCCAAUACAAGCCAUAUAUGCUGGGAUUUUUUUUUUGUUCUUACUGUUUCAUUUAAUUUCAAAAUAAUGUUUGGUCUUCAUCCAUAAUGUGUUAAAGCUGGUAUUGCAGGGUGGAGUCCAUCCACAGAGGUUUUGUGAUUAUGACAGGGAGGGAGUGAGCUUCAGCGGUUAAGGAUCAGAAUCUUUUAAUGAGUAAAAAGGAUGAAGAUGAAUGGAACAUUAAAAAAUGGACUGAAUGUGUCCCUACUGCUUGUGUCUUAAAGGUUAAAAUCUUAUGCUGUUAUUAAGGAUGGGUACCGGUAAGGUUUUAUCCGAUGACGGUGUCAAACUGGUACAUUUGAAAUGGUGCCAGUGCUUAAAGAAUUGAAAAUAUGCAAACUUUGUCCAAAAAUGUGCCUUUUUAAUUUUAAGGCAUAUUUGCAAGUUGAAGUUCAGAAUAUUAAUUAAAUUAUAUUAAUGCAACUAAGAAGAAAACUAAACAAUAUCAAAUUCAUUACAAUUACUAUGAUAAUUAUAUCAGAGUAAUAAUAUAUAUUACUUAAUCUACUAUAAACAGUGCCGUUAUGGUAUCAAGUAUCGGACUGACUGACUGACUAGUUGUUAUGCUAUUGUGAUGGAUAUAAAAUAAACAGAACUGAAAAUGUCGAAGAACUCAAGAAGAAAUAGUCUCUGCUCUCUCCUCCCUCUUAAUUCCACACAGUAACUUCAGGCGGAUCUAGUAUGGUGGCAACAGUAGCAUUCCAUUUAUGCUAUACUCCUGUAUUCGUCUUGCAUGUUCUUCAUUUUAGCAUUUACCAUACUCACUUCCAGCAGAACCUGGCUCCUCCUCUAGCUCAGUAGUCUGGUUGGGAGGCGAAUGGUGGCCCUGUGCUGGCCUGCUCUGUGGUGUCUGUCUGGGUUUCCUCUCUACCUCAGGUGUGUGAACUAUAGCUGCUGCUGGGCUUCUAACUCACCUGCUUCUCAUCUUCCAGUCAAGCCUCAAACUGUAUUUAAAAAAACUUCCAACUCUCCCGCUCAUCACCUCUUCUUCACUUUACCUUUUGUCAGUCUUGGAAGUGCAGUUCCUAAUGCACCUGCACUUCCUCUUUGCUCCAGGUGCAGCUUGAGCUCUAGUAUUCACCAGCCAGCUUCUUUCCUUUGCUUUUGUUUCCUUUUGGAACUGUGCUUCAGCUCUUGUAAACUUUCAUUAAUAAAACUCCUGUUUUUGUGCUUGAA